AUGUCUAUUGAAGUACCACCUCCUGAUGAGGAGGAACGGUAUUUGGAAAAGCUGGUUUUCGGCGACGCCGAAGGUUUCGACACGAACUUGAAACAGGUGGACAAUUUGUUUGAUUUCCAGGACGAAGAAACCGGUCUUUUUGAGUACGAUACGAGUGAGGACGAGGAUCUGGGCUUUGAGCUGGACCACGAGUCGAGCCAGGACUCGGGCGACGACGAAGAGCAGUCAGACGACAACAAUAUGGACGCCGUGGCAGACGCAGACCUGUAUUUUGUGGACGAGUCCGACGAGGACAAGAUGGACACUGGCUCCGACAGCCAGGAGUCGGACUCUGCCAGCGAGUACAGCGACGAGGAAGCCGUUUGGCAGGACAGCGACGACGAGAAAGUGACAGUCUCGCUGUUGGACAGAGACAAUCUCAGAAAACUUCGCCACACGCCGCAGGAUUCCAAGAUCAGAGGAAAACAGUACUUGCAACGGCUACGGGAGCAGUUUGAGCGGAUCCAUCCAAGACCCGCGUGGGCAGACUCUGUGGAGAGCGGGUCGGAGCACGAGUCGGACGCGGAGGAUGACGCCAGAGGCACGACCGACGUUCUGGGCUCGUCGAACCCGCUGUUGGAGUUCCUAAAGUCCAACCAGUCGUACAACCUCAAAGCAGAGGAUGUCCGUUUGUUGCCUGCGGGAAAAAUCGAUAUUUCCCGGCUGACGGAUGCCAACAUCAAGAAGAUCUCCAAGAGUGCUGUACAGACGCUGAGUUUCCACCAGACACAGCCGCUGCUGAUGACUGGAGGCUACGACCGCACGCUGAGAAUAUUUCACAUUGACGGCAAGACCAACAACCUGGUGACGUCGCUGCACCUGCGGAACUCGCCGAUCCAGACCGCCGUGUUCGACCAGGACACCAUUUUCGCCGGAGGAAGACGACGGUUCAUGCACAAAUGGGACGUGGCCAGCGGGGCUGUGGAGAAGAUCAGCAGAAUGUACGGCCAUGAGGCCACCCAGCGCUCGUUCGAGCACUUCAAGCUCAGCAGAAACGGCAAAUACAUCGGGCUGGCUGGUAACUCCGGCUGGAUCAACGUUAUCUCGCCGAAAACAGGUAUCUGGCUCAAAGGCUUCAAGAUCGAAGGAACUUUGGUGGACUUUGACUUUUCACAGUCUGCAGACCCAACAACGCCGACGGUGUUGGUUGCUGUCAACAAGGCGGGCGACGUCUGGGAGUUCGACGUGGAAUCAGGCGCGUCGCUCGAUAGAUGGACCGACGAAUCCGGCUUGGGAAUCACCAGGGUCCGGUUUGGCGGCCAUAAUACGAGAUGGCUAGCCAUCGGAAACAACGUCGGUAUCGUCAACGUGUACGACCGGCUCAAACAGUCCCACAAACCGGCAGUCACCAUAGAAAACCUCGUCACCACAGUGUCCAGCAUCGAGUUCACCUCGGACGCACAGCUGCUCUGUGUGGCGUCACGUGACAAAAAGGACGCACUUAGACUGGUGCAUCUGCCCAGCGGGAGGGUGUUUUCGAACUGGCCUACAAGCGGGACUCCGCUGGGCCGCGUGACCAGCGUCGCAUUCAGCCCAAAUAACGAGCUGCUCGCCACAGGUAACGAGUCGGGCAAAGUCAGACUCUGGAGACUCAACCACUACUAG
Ogataea philodendri is the source of this 1644-nucleotide messenger RNA. RefSeq lists its product as uncharacterized. Lineage: Eukaryota; Fungi; Ascomycota; Pichiomycetes; Pichiales; Pichiaceae. Gene Ontology annotation, cellular component: small-subunit processome; Pwp2p-containing subcomplex of 90S preribosome. Bases 1 to 1644 code for a protein of 547 amino acids. Gene Ontology annotation, molecular function: protein binding. The record is from RefSeq and is a predicted model, not a curated record. The transcript has a single exon. Gene Ontology annotation, biological process: rRNA processing.